Messenger RNA from Zychaea mexicana, 2012 nucleotides. RefSeq lists its product as uncharacterized. The record is from RefSeq and is a predicted model, not a curated record. The coding region runs from base 83 to 1933 and encodes 616 amino acids. Gene Ontology annotation, biological process: protein transport to vacuole involved in ubiquitin-dependent protein catabolic process via the multivesicular body sorting pathway. Gene Ontology annotation, cellular component: ESCRT-0 complex. Gene Ontology annotation, molecular function: phosphatidylinositol binding; ubiquitin binding. Lineage: Eukaryota; Fungi; Mucoromycota; Mucoromycetes; Mucorales; Lichtheimiaceae. The transcript is spliced from 11 exons.
CAGGGCGACCACACCCGUUUCUAUUCCGCUUCAAUCGAACCUCGAGGAAAAGAAGGUGAACCUUUUUCUUUCUUUUUUCUACAUGUUCUCAAAACCUAACCCAUUUGAAGAAUCUGUCGCUGCUGCGACCAACGAAAAUCUCACAUCUGAAAACUGGGAGCUUAUCCUGGGUGUUUGUGACAAGGUUUCUCGAGGAACACCUGAAAAUGCCCGGGAUUGUGCUACUGCUGUUACCAAGCGAUUUACCAGCCGGAAUGCCAACGUCCAACUGUACGCCUUGGCUUUAUCAGAAGCAUUGGUGAAAAACUGUGGUAUUACAGUACACCGAGAGAUUUCGUCCCGCGUGUUUACAAAUGCGUUGAGCAAGCUUAUUCAUGAUAAAACUACGCAUGAAAGUGUGCGCAAAAGAGCACUUGAACUUAUUCAAGUAUGCUCCCUGGAAUUCAGCACCGAUUCGAGCCUUGGACUGAUGAAUGAAGUCUAUCAUUCACUUCGUGCAGAAGGGAUUCAAUUCCCCAACCCACAGAAGCCAAAGAAAGAAUAUACCCAGACCGAGUUGGAUAAGCAAAAGGAAGAGGAAGAGCUUCAGUUGGCACUUGCGUUGUCAUUGUCGGAAUCCGAGAAACGAUCUACUUAUCGGGCUUCUUCUUCUGUUACCAAGGCAACCGCAUCGUCGGCAUCUAAUGUUGGUACUACGGACGCUGCUGCAGCACCAAAGCCCAAGCAAGAUGUUGCUCCAAAAGUAUCGCGGGUGCGCGCGCUUUAUGAUUUCCAGCCUACCGAACAAGGCGAAUUGGGUUUUCAAAAGGGCGAUAUUAUCCGAGUUAUUGAGAGUGUCUACCGCGAUUGGUGGAAGGGAGAACUUCGAGGACAAAUGGGCAUUUUCCCUGUGAAUUACGUGGAAAAAAUUGUGGAUCCCUCGCCAGCAGAUUUGCUAAAGGAAGCACAAAUGGAAGCCGAAGUAAUGGGUGAGCUCCAGAAUGUGGAUCGUCUUUUGGAUAUGUUGACACGCAUCGACCCGCAAAAGGAUGCAUUCUCGGAAAAUGAAGAAUUACAGAACCUGUACAAUAAUUCACUCGCUAUCCGCCCCAAGCUCGUGCGUUUAAUUGAAAAAUACAGUCUAAAGAAAGAUGAACUGAUUGCCUUGAAUGAAAAGUUCUUGCAUGCUCGAAGCAUGUACGAUAGAAUGUUGGGAUCGUCGCUUGCCAAGUACACAUCUCCAGGUGCCCCAAGUGGCCAUGAAUAUUCGACGCCUCAGCAGACGCAAGGUUACGGCGUGUACCCACCCCAACAACAGCAGCAACAACAGCCAAUGCCACAGCAGCCCACAUAUAGCGGUGGUCCUCCAUCUGAGAGCAGCUAUCAAGCUUAUCAGCAGCAACCUCCUCAACAACUGCAACAACAACCCACCGCAUACCCACAAGGCUAUCCCCAUACUCAAGCUUCUCCUGGCGUGCACCAUCAGCAGCAACAGUAUCCGCCUGCUAUUCAGCAGCAGCAGCAGCCACCGCAGCAGCAGCCACCCCAACAAAUGCCUCAACAAUCUCCACAGCAGGCGCCUCCACCUGCUUAUGGAUAUCCUGAAACUGCGCCAGUACAGCAGCAACAGCAGCCUCAAUCACCGUCUAAUCCACCUGUGGAGCAACCCGUUGCUCAACAACAGCAACCACAGCAAGCUUAUGCUCAAGUUCAACCCAGCAGCACUCCCGUUUCAUAUCCCGCACAGCCAUCCUAUUCCACGCCGUACCCUCCUCAACAGCCCCAGCAACAGCAGCAACCAGAACAACAACCACAACAAAGCUACAAUCCCUAUGGUAUGGGCACACCCAUGACUCCUCAGCAACAGCACCCACAGCCUACUGCGUAUCCGCAGUAUCCCCCUCAGCAACAACACACUGGCGCCAACCAGCAAGCUUAUGCUCAGAACUACUAAUAGUUUAGUCUUGCCGAUUCCUGCUGAAAUAAAUAAUUUGACUGGAUAAACUUUUGACAGCUCUGUCUGUCCUUGUCGC